AUGGAAAUGCAACGUGCCUAUCGCUUCACCGCGCAAGCGCCAGGAGACGACGCGCCAGACGGCGCCAUUGCGGCCAUGUUGGCCAACCGCAACGUGCAUGAUCGACUCUAUUCAGGCGCCGGCCCCCCAAAGCCGCGGGUGAAAGAGGCAAGGGAAGCGAAGCAGGAGAAACCUGAGUGGCGCGGCGUAAACAGCGAAGUUCAACGGGAGACCAUGGCAUGCCUUCGUUUACACCAAGAGGGUGUGGAACAGAAGAAGAAACUCAUGCAAAAGGCCAAGGAAAAGCAGGAUGAGGAGUUCCUGGAAGGUCACCCGUUUCGCCCCGCCAUCGGCAAGACGCCUCUCUUCCAACCGGAGAAGAUGAAGGGUACCAGGGAAGAGGUGGGGGCCCUGAGGGCCCUGAGGGCCCUGGAGAGGCAUGGCAAAGGCUGCAACAAAGCAAUAGUGCCGUGGCAGAAGUUUGGUGAGUUCACCUCCUGUCAGAAAGAGAUCGGCCUGAAACAAUCUCGUGAGAAGCUUCAGGAUGAGUUUGCGGAAGCUCACCCCUUUAAGCCUACUCUGGCGGAACCGAAGAAUAUCAAGUUCGCGCCCAAGCCGUUGCCUCCAACCACCCAGCAGGAGAUAGGGCUUUUUUUUUUCCGUCGCUGA
This is a messenger RNA of Cladocopium goreaui, 648 nucleotides long. The record is from the annotation of a GenBank genome assembly. Lineage: Eukaryota; Dinophyceae; Suessiales; Symbiodiniaceae.